This is a messenger RNA of Brugia malayi, 1311 nucleotides long. RefSeq lists its product as uncharacterized. NCBI's taxonomy places the organism in Eukaryota, Metazoa, Nematoda, Chromadorea, Rhabditida, Onchocercidae. Gene Ontology annotation, biological process: regulation of apoptotic process; proteolysis. The transcript has 10 exons. The record is from RefSeq and is a predicted model, not a curated record. Gene Ontology annotation, molecular function: cysteine-type endopeptidase activity. The coding region runs from base 1 to 1311 and encodes 436 amino acids.
AUGACUUCGGAACGUCGUCGAUUACUGGACAAACACUUGGAUACAUGGACACAAAGUCUGCAGUUGGAUGACGUGAUGGUUUUCCUUCUUUCCAACAGUGUAUUCAAUGAGCAUAUUGUUGAUAUCAUCAAGAGCGAGUCCACCGUCGCUAUGCAGCGAUAUCAGUUCAUACGGCAGUUGAAGAUGCGCGGAAAUACAGCUUUUUCUUUAUUUUAUCAGUCACUGUUAAAGACGAAUCAAAGAUAUUUGGCCCAUUUGAUGGAAAGUGGAUUAAGCAGUGAAGACAAAAACAAUGUUGGUCAAGAGAUUGAAUAUAAGUCAACUUUGCAUAAUAACCCAUCCACUGGUGAAAAUUGCCAAAGUAUUGCUUGUCAUAGUCCAACACCAGCGGCGAUUCAAAGGAACUGUUCGUACUAUAGAUCAUAUGAGUGUGUAAAAAUGCGUGAGCCUGCUGGUAUACUCCAUGACUUGAUGGUGGAUUUCAUUGACACUGCUGCGAACCUCUCUUCUUUUGAUGCUAAUUUGGUGUAUCCCAAUUUCUCAUCACCUCGUGGAGUGGCACUAAUUAUCAACAACCGUUAUUUCCUUGAUAUGCCAGAAAGAAUUGGUACCGAUGUUGACGAAAUUAAUUUGAACAAUCUUUUUCGGCAACUUAAUUAUGCAGUUUCGGUUUGCCGAAAUUUGUGUGCAAAGGAGAUGCUUAUUGCUAUCCAAGAUUUCUCCAAACGCCCGGAGCAUAAACACUUGGAUUCUUGUGUUGUUUGCGUGUUGACACAUGGUGAACAUGGUGAACUGUAUGGGACGGAUGAUGUCGCUAUAUCGGUAUUAGAGUUUGUCUCCUGUCUAAAUGCACGGAAUUGCCCUGCUCUAGCUCAUAAACCAAAACUCUUUUUCCUGCAAGCCUGCAGAGGACAGCAGUACGAUCGAGGAUUUGGCACAGAGUUUGAUGGACCAGAUGGAUAUUUUGAUCGUUGGUUUACUUGUACUACUUCUCAACCUAAGAGCAGUUUACCAAUGGAACAGAAGACAAAAUCACCGAUAGAAGCCGACAUAUUAGUAUCUUAUGCAACUACUCCAGGAUAUGUUUCGUGGCGCAAUUCCAUGAAAGGUAGCUGGUUCGUACAAAGCAUAUGUGAAGUGUUUGCUAAGUAUGCAAAAUCCACCGACAUUUUGUCGAUGCUAACAUUGGUGAAUAAACAGGUAGCUGAUGCUUUCGAAAGUUCCAGCGGUUCUUUCAAACAGAUCCCUGACCAUUCCUCCAGACUGCGCAAAGCUUUCUACUUCUUCCCAGGAACCAUUAAACCUUUUUAA